This is a messenger RNA of Penicillium olsonii, 1140 nucleotides long. NCBI's taxonomy places the organism in Eukaryota, Fungi, Ascomycota, Eurotiomycetes, Eurotiales, Aspergillaceae. The record is from the annotation of a GenBank genome assembly.
AUGUCGCUCCGAAUCAAUAUCCCUCCUGCCACUCGGUUCUGUCUGAUCGGCCUUCUCACCCUCUCUCUUCUGUACAACAUUGCCAGAUGGCGCCAAAUUGACACCACCGGUGGAACCCCGGCGACCUCUCCUCUCGUACCGUACCUGACUCUCGUUCCCUCCUACUUCUAUUAUUACCCCUGGACCUUGGCCACGGCCACCUUUGUCGAGCAAAACAUCUUCACCGUUCUUCUCAACUCCGCGACCAUCUUCUAUGGCGGCAAGUACCUCGAACGUGCGUGGGGCUCCCGCGAGUUUAGCAAGUUCAUUGCCGUGAUCGCCGUGAUCCCAUGUGUGCUUAUGAUCCCUAUUUAUCUAUUCUGGAGGGCUCUCGGAGGCUCGUCCAGCACAUCGUACGUCUCAGAAGCCAGAUUCAGUCCCCAGCUAAACCAACGUCCCAGUCUCACUCAAAUUUGUGGCGGUGUCUCGAUCCAAGCCUCCUUCCUCGUCGCCUUCAAACAGCUGGUCCCAGAACACACUGUAACGAUAUUCAAAGGCUUAGUGAAGAUGCGCGUUAAACAUUUCCCCGCCUUGUUCCUCCUCCUCAACACCAUCAGCGGCGUCGCUUUCGGAACAGACACAGCCGCGAUCCUGGCAUGGCUCGGCAUUCUCACCAGCUGGUCCUACCUUCGCUUCUACAAGCGCCAGCCCGAUCUGACCGGAACAUCCAGUACCGGCAGCGGCAUCAAAGGCGACGCCAGCGAGACCUUCGCCUUCGCCUGUCUUUUCCCAGAUAUCAUGCAGCCGCCGAUCGCGUUUGUCGCCGACCAGGUCUACACAUUGCUAGUAGCAGUCAAGAUCCUGCAGCCCUUCUCCGAAGAUGAUAUCGCCUCUGGUAACGAACAGGUGCUGGCGCGUGGCGAGGCAGGCUUGCCGACUCUGUUGAACUCCCGCGGCUCAAGGGGAGCAGGCAAGCGCGAAGAAGCGGAGCGGAGACGGGCUGUUGCUCUGAAGGCUUUGGACCGCAGGCUGCAGGCUGCCUCUAUUCCACGACCGCAGUCCUCUGUCGGCGAGUCCUCCCAGCGUCCUGCGACGCCUACCCCGGCCGCGGCUGGCCAGGGCAUGCUUGGCGAGACGAGUUACAACCCCGACCAUGAGUGA